Messenger RNA from Galleria mellonella (greater wax moth), 2654 nucleotides. RefSeq lists its product as uncharacterized. Bases 316 to 1629 code for a protein of 437 amino acids. NCBI's taxonomy places the organism in Eukaryota, Metazoa, Arthropoda, Insecta, Lepidoptera, Pyralidae. The record is from RefSeq and is a predicted model, not a curated record. The transcript has 7 exons. Gene Ontology annotation, molecular function: oxidoreductase activity.
GUACUCUGUGAAGUCACAGUUAUUCAAUAGGACGUCUUUACUUUCUAUAAAUUUUUAACAAUAAUCAAGAGAAAUUUCGUAAAAAUGUUCUAUAAAAAUAUCUGCUAAUAAUUUGAAAAUAUUAUAAAAUCUCUCUUUAAAUAUAUAAUUGUACAUAAUAUUGUUAUUUGCCUAAGAUAUUAAUUUUUUGUCGUCUAUCAGUGGAAUAACUGAAUAAAAUGGACUUGAGCGUUUGGGCAUCGAUCGGUUAAUACUAGGCUUCGAGCAGCGAUCUAAUAAUUUGCCUGAAGAUGUCUUGUUUAGAGGUGAAACCACAUGUCGCAAAACUUGCAAGAACAAAAUGGCAGUCGGAAAAUGAUGGCUAAUAUGGAAGUGGACGAUGUGAUAUCGGGCUUAUUCCAAAAAGAAUCCAUGGAGCAGCCUUCAGACAGGAGGAAGCUUGAAGAACAAGAUAUGGAGCUACCUAAAUGGUUCGACGAGAAGAAAUUCAAUAAGGGACGCCGUUUCUUUUGGGACUUCAGCUUCAGUCUGGCUACUUCGAUGAUGUUUGGUCUGAUCGCUGUGAUCUCGGUGCCGUCUAUACUGAAAAUUCUGGUCAGCACACGCCGUUCCAAUUCUGUGUUUACCGCAUACCGGCGGUAUUUAUCCACACUACUGCACGUUACAAGUUGGUUUGAAAAUGAGCUAAAACCUGGCAGUAUUUCAUGGAAGUCUCUACAUGCGGUUAGAAAGCGUCAUUUUAACGCAGGUCUUGCAUCCAAAACGAAAGGCCUCGGCGUAGUGUCCCAAAGAGAUAUGGCCUUAACGUUGUUCGGAUUUAUAGGCUACUCUAUAUUGAUGCCAGAAAAAUUUGGCGUGAUGCAGUUACGGCCUGAUGAUUGGGAAUCGUAUAAUCAUCUGUGGAGCGUUAUAGGUCAUAUGAUUGGCCUAGAAGAUAGAUACAAUAUAUGCCGUAAAACACCAGAAGAAACUCGCCAAAUAUGCCAAAUAUUAUUGGAUAGAGUAUACACUCCAUCCAUGGAGAACGUGCCGGAGCACUUCGAACACGCAGCCCGGGUACUUCUGGACGGGCUGUCGAGCGUCAACCCGACCGUGGAAAUAGACGCCACCCUGUUCUGGUGUCGACGUUUGUCCAAUGUACCUGGCUAUGUAUACACUGAGGAGGAACGUGUCAAGAUACAAGAGAAAUUACGGAAACAUUUAAAGGGCAAGAAUCCUGAUACAGGUGUCGAUUCGAGACUUCUAAUUGAAAAGCCACUUCUGGACGACCUCCCAGAUCGACCACCGCGUCUGCUGUAUCUUCACGAUUAUGACACAUUAGACCAGGUCCCCGCCUACAGAACACUGAGCCUUAAAGGCAAGUUCAAGCUAGCUCUCGGCUACAUCGGUAAUAAUUUCUACAGUACGUUCAUAGGCCGAGCUUAUUUCAACUGGAAUCAUUGGUUCAGUUUGUAUCUCAUGAAAUAUUUUCCUUACAUUGCAUUCUUUCGGUUUGGCAUCAAAAAGUCGAUAGUUAAUAUUUUUGAAGAGGAUCCCAUUGAUGAUACUGAGCCGAAGCCUAAUGCGGAAUAUAAUAAACCACGGGACCCUCUACCGUGGUAUAGAGAUUGGUUAUCUUUAUUGUGGUAACGUUAAUUUUUUUAAAUGUUGUUAUUUUAUUAGUAUUAAGUUGACAGUUCAAUUAAUGUACAUAAAAUUUACAUUAAUUAUUGACAUAUCAUAAUUAUAUUUGUAACGGAUAAAUUCAGCUUUCCUUGGAAGAACUGAAUUUAUAUUCAAAGAAAUGUUAAAAAAUAUAUGUAUUUUCAUAUAUUGAUUGAUCCACGUGCCUUACACAGUUAAGUGUACAGUUUCAUAAAUACUAAGAAUUGUUAUAAAAUUUAAAUAAUCCGUUAUACUUUUGGCGCAAAGAAAAGAAAUAAAUAAAAAAAGAAUAUGUAAUCUCUACUCUUUUUAAGUACUUGUUUAUGAUCUUUCGACAAAUUUAGAUAAUAAAAAUAUGUAGCUGUUAGCUAAUAUAACUAUAAUUUAAACAUGAAACGAUAAUAAUUUUGAAUUAAUUAUUUAUAUAAUGAAUAAUAAGUUAAUUAUCCAUAACAUGUCGUUAAAUAAACUAAUAACACUAGAACUAAAUAACAUGUCGAGCUCAAAAAUAAUAUAAUGUUAACGAAAUCUCUAUUAGGUAUUUAGUCUGUGGUUAUUACAACUUUGUAUAACACUUUUGAUUUAGGAAGGUUUAUAAUUGCAAAUUUAUUUGUAUUUAAGUUUUGUAGCAAUUUGACAACCUUUGAUACUGCAAUGUAUGGGGUGAUAAAAUUUUAUUUAGUUACUAAGUGUAGAUUAAAUAUAAAAUCAAUGUAACAUUGAUGGACGUAUUUGAGUAAAGCCACUUUGGUGGCGUAAGUAUAUAUAUAAUGUUUGUUUCAAUAGAACAAUAAAAUUGUAACAUAAAUUUUAUUGAGGUUGAAAUCAUAAUUUUUUUUAUUUGUACAACUAUUGGACAAACGGCUGUUUUAUGGCCAGAUCAAUUAUGGCUUUGUUUACAUUUUAAUUAAGUUUUGUCGUAACAGUCUAUUUUUUAUUUAUUUUAAUAAAUUUAUAUUGUAUAUUAUAAUUAUGAUGAAUGAGGACAAUAAAUUUUACUUUUUAUAAUA